Cetraspora pellucida is the source of this 435-nucleotide messenger RNA. The record is from the annotation of a GenBank genome assembly. NCBI's taxonomy places the organism in Eukaryota, Fungi, Glomeromycota, Glomeromycetes, Diversisporales, Gigasporaceae.
AUGCCAAAACAAAAGAUUAAUAAUAGUCUCUGUUCUGUUAAAAAUUGUGAUAAAGAUUCAAAUAUCUUUCAGUGCUUAACUCAAUUGGCUAUGAAAAAAGCAAUCGCAAAUAGUACUAUUCAACAGUAUUUAUACUUACAGCUAGUUAUUAUUGAGAAUAAGCCAAUUAAUAAAGAUAAGCCUAUUUCAAACUUACCAAAUAAACUAUCACUUGGAGAUCAAAUUAAAAAAAUGAUGGCUGUUUUGUAUAAAAUAAGACAAGAAAGUCUUGUACUUGAUUCAAAGGAAUUUAAUGAAAUUAUUGAAAAUGCGGACUCAGGCCUAAAAUGUUUUUUUCCUGAAAUAUGUAAUAUAUUAAUACUGAAUAAUCAUUUACCUUAUAACCAAGAUGAGGAUAAAAAAAUAAAUAGUUGUAAUCUUGUAUUUGAUGGCUGA